AUGAAAAAAUUAUUAAUAGUCUCCGGUCUCGCUGGGUCAUAAAAAUAAGAAAUUGUCCAAGUCUUAAGCAAAUAGAUGAACACUAAGGUCAUCCCUGCUGAUUCUUUGCAAGUCUAUAAAAAUUGGCCAAUAUCCACCCAUUGGCCAAAGGAUCUAUCAAAUUAUGAAUUGGUAGGCAAGUACGAUGGAUUAACCAAUUUCAUUACUAGCUUCUAAUUUAAGAAGGAAGUCUUGAAACUCCUUCAAAAUAUUGAUAAUCCCAUUAUUGAGGGAGGAUGUUGCUUCUUUAUUAAUUAAGUAUUAAAAUCGAGACAUGAAUAAUUCACCGAAGAAGAAAUUCAGAUGGCUGAUCAAAAGGCUCAAUAAAUCCUCCUCGAUUGUUCUGAUCCUCAAACUCUCUUGAAGCAACUGUGUAACAAAUAUAACGAAUCUCCACCAAUUACAGAUAAAUAUCGUUUGAUAAAAGCAAUCCGCUUUGCUCUGCUUACGAAUGGUAAACAAUAUCAGUCGUCAUUUAAACAUGAUGAACCUAAAUUAUGUGAAAUUCUGGAUGUUAGAGGGUUCUUUCUUAGUGAACCCCAAGAAAACAUAUGUUAAAUAAUUUAUGAAAGGUGCAAUGAAAUGAUUUAAUAAGGAAUUUUGAAGGAAUUUUAUACAUUUUAUAAAAUAAAGCAAAUUGGCAACCUUAGUUAGUUAAGAUUUUGUACACCUAUAGGGUAUGAUCUCUUUGUGGAGUUGAUUGGCCACUUCACUGCGAUUAAUGCGAAUCCCAAUUACUCUCAAUCAAGAAAGGAAAGUUUAAAGAGACAAAGAGUUAAAAGUUUCAUAGAGAAUUUCUAUAUUAAAUGGAGAUAAUAUACAUCCUAUUAGAGAAGGUACGUUAGAUCAAAUUUCAAUGAAUUCAUGUGGAUAGAUAAUCGGCUUAGUAAUGUAACAGAGUUGAUAUCUUAAUACUCUUCAUGUGAGAGACGAGAUUACACUAGUUAGUUAAGUUGUAUUGACAGCAUGGCUUUGAAGAUAGACAAGCAUCCUGAAUCAAUGGGGAGGUAAAUGAGAAUUGAACCCUCAUCAGAAAUAUAAGAAUUGGUGUUUUAGACUAUGUAAACUAUGAUUUGA
Messenger RNA from Paramecium tetraurelia, 1116 nucleotides. RefSeq lists its product as uncharacterized. Gene Ontology annotation, biological process: tRNA modification. Gene Ontology annotation, molecular function: tRNA dimethylallyltransferase activity. NCBI's taxonomy places the organism in Eukaryota, Ciliophora, Oligohymenophorea, Peniculida, Parameciidae. The transcript is spliced from 3 exons. The record is from RefSeq and is a predicted model, not a curated record.